Messenger RNA from Durotheca rogersii, 1995 nucleotides. RefSeq lists its product as uncharacterized. The transcript is spliced from 3 exons. The record is from RefSeq and is a predicted model, not a curated record. NCBI's taxonomy places the organism in Eukaryota, Fungi, Ascomycota, Sordariomycetes, Xylariales, Xylariaceae. Bases 247 to 1761 code for a protein of 504 amino acids.
GUCGCGACACCCUGUAGAUGUUUGGGUAUUCCGCGUCGGGACCAAUGAUUAUGUCGUGAGAUCCGUUGAGAGUAUAUCCCCAUCCCUCUAACCAGCCGGCUGGCGGUGGUCUUUUUCGCUCUUUUUGGUAAACUUUCUGAUAAUACUUUUAAUCUAUCACCUUCAAGAUCGCCCAGCCAUUCCUUACUACCGUCGAUCUUUUUAGCACAGGGCUUCUUAUUCGUCAACAGCACAUCUCCGAGCGAGAUGGCUUCUCUUCUCACCGCUUUAAUUCUUACCCUCUUUGCGCAACAUACCGCGAGCUUACAGGUCACGCCAAAUUCCCCUUGUGCCUCCCUCUGUAUAGAUUCCACAGGCCUCGACGUCUCCGAUCCGAACUCAUCGACGACCGGAAACGACGAUAUCACCUGCCAUGACUCCCAAUAUUCGAGCAUGCCGACUGGCCAAAAGUUCCAGAGAUGUAUGACCUGUCUUCAGGAUAGCGCAUUUUCGCAGGGAAGCGAAAGUGACCAGACUUGGUUCCUAUACAAUCUCAGAUAUACGUUUGACUAUUGCAUUUUCGGAUUUCCGAAUGCAACGGGGACACCAUCAACGCCAUGUUCGACCUCGACUGCCUGCGGCACAUUGGAGAGGACGUUGACGGACGGGAACCUGAACCCAAAAAGUCACGGCUACGCGUACUGCGGCGCCGACGGCAGAGCCAUGUCUGAUGAGGUAGUCUCCCAAUGUUUUUCCUGCGUGGCCGCUUCAGAUGGCCUGGACUAUCUCGCAAACUAUCUCAUCGCUCUUCAGACGGGAUGCAAGCAACAGCCACCCGCCGGAAUGUUACUAGGGUUGAACGAUACCGUCUUCUCAAAGACAAGGAUCAGUGCGGUCGACCCCACCGCCCCCGAGACUACUGAAGAGAAAAGUCCGCCUCUCUCUGUAACCCAGAUUGUGGGCAUCGUUGUCGGCGCCAUCGUCGUGGUUUUAGCCGUGGCCGGCUUCUUUUUCAUACGGCAUCGUAGACGGCGCAACCGUCGUCUUCUCCUCGGGGACACGAAGCCGUUGAAAAUGCGGCCAAACGCGGACCGAAACUGGCCUGCCUCGCCACUUUCAUUUCAGUGCCAAACGCACUUAUCUCCCAGAUCGCCAUCUUUUUCCCCAGACCCGUCGACAGGUGUUAUCCAGGAAGAGAAACCGUAUUCCGGUCCAUACCCAGCCCUGAAUUCCCAUCCCAUCUUUACAGAGUCUCCAAGUUCGAAACGAUCCACAUGGCAAUCCCAAAACAGCCGCGGCCUCGAUUCCUUCGUCAGAGAAGAAUUGAAAACGAUACCGCCUCACCACAUUUCGACGGCCAUUCCCGUGAUACCUGACGGUGUGCACUAUUCCACGUCGCCCAAAGCUGGCUUUUUCUCCCCGACGGACGAGCCAGCUAGUACCACUAGCACGAAGAGCACCGCGCAGCUCCUACCCCUAAGGCAGUACAACCCGGCCGAGUACGCCGUUACCUCGCCACAGGGGAGCACCGUCUCUGGCGGCACGUUCAGCAGUCCUAUCUCUGGAACGACAGCGAGUCCCCUGCUGAGCCGCGCCUGGGACCAAAGAACGCCGAGGUGGGACCCGCUCCCGCGAGCAAACAGUAGGCCGCUGGUUCCCGAGACAUUGGAUAAGGUCACUCCUACGGUUGGAGGUAAGGGUAGAAGGACUGGUGGUGCGGGAAGCCCUGUCGAAACCAAACAGAUCAACGUCACUUUUCCGGCGCCGCCCACUCGGCGGUAGCCCGAAUGUAUUCUAAUAUUUCCUAUGUUUUCCUUUGAUCGAUUAUAUGUGUUGUCUUUGGCCAAAAUCCGUGUCGGGCACAGAGGAUGAGGGACGAUAACGAGUGGAUGUGGGUACACUAAUAGCAUGAUACCGCGGCGUUCAUUUCAUCUACGAUAAAACAUAUGAAACAUCAACUACUACCCAACUAUUAGGAUAACUCGUUAAACAAAUAUUUUAAAAAAUUGCUUGAGC